Molecule: messenger RNA, 4023 nt
Organism: Cololabis saira (Pacific saury)
Lineage: Eukaryota; Metazoa; Chordata; Actinopteri; Beloniformes; Belonidae
Exons: 17
Coding region: 249-2768 (839 amino acids)
Molecular function (GO): DNA binding; zinc ion binding
Source: RefSeq, a predicted model, not a curated record
GAGCCAGAGCAGCAGCAGCGGAGCGUCUAGCGGAGCGGCCCCUUAGAUCAUCCCACCUGGUGACUGAUUGGUGAUAGAUGGCUCAACAGUUGAUCGGGUCUUCAACUGAUCAGCAGUUUCUCCAGCACCGCAUCACUUCCUGAACUGGACUCAUCACCUGACUGACAUGGACCCAGGAGCCACCAGCUGCACGACUCACCCUCACUGGCCAUGGUAGCAGAGGCCGUGGCGCUGGACCAGAUCCUGAGAUGGACAUGGAACCAUUCGACGAGCUGUGUCUGGGGGCGGUGCUUGAGGUGGAGGAUGAAACGGGGUGCCCUGAUGUUGAGCAGCUCCGUCCAUCCCGUAAACGUUGCAAAGAAAAGAAGAAAGGAAAAAGAAAAAGAAAGGAUGUUGUGGUUACCAUGGAGACCAGGACCUUGGAGGCGAAGAAAAGCGAUGAGAGGGAGGCUGAGGACGAGCGAUGGAGGCAACAGUUCCCAGACAUCAAGAAGUGCAGGAUUGUCAUCGUUCGUCCUCGACCCAAAGAGCUGAAGAUGUGGGGGGUGAAAAUGAGGAGGCGUCGCCACAGGCCCCGGUUGCACGACCCGGGGCCGGACUGGGACUGGAUGCACCCGCUUGAGCAGCAGGACUGCAGUGUAACAAAGAGGUUUGUGAAGAAGGUGGAAGUCCAACUUCAGCCGGAUCACACCCCCGACGACGGGCCGGGGAGACCCCGGAGCAGGCUGAGCCUCAAACACUGCUCCGAUAUCUCCUUUGACUCCACCCACUACCUCCCACAAAGUAACGACGAGGACAACUACAGCGAAGACAGUAGAAAGAUAGAUCACAGUUACUGCAUCUUCACCCAAAAACCAAACACAAAUGACAGCAACAGCCAAUCACAAGAUGCCAGGCUGUUGUCCUGCUGUGGACGUCAAGAUGGAGACUGCUGCUGCGAGAAUGCAGAAAAGAAGAAUCAGCCCACCAUGGUGUUUAACAAGGUUGGGGGUCAUCGGUGGCUGUUGAGGAGGAGGAAAAUCAAAAUCAAAGAAGAAGAGGAAGAGGAAGAGGAAGAAGAAGAGGAAGAGGAGGAAAUGAUGAAGUCGAGGAAGAAGAAGGAGGCCUUGUCACCCAAAAUGAACAAAGAGGUCAGUGCUCAGAAGCUGAAGCGUCGGACGGGCUGCGGCUCCUGCGCCGGAUGCCUCCGGAAGGACUGCGGGACGUGUGUCAACUGCCUGGACAUGAAGAAGUUCGGCGGUCCGUGCACCAAGAGGCAGAAGUGUAUUUUGAGACGGUGUCUGGUCGUGUUCCCCAGGAAAUACACGAAGCCUCCUCCCUGGAUGACCCCAGAGAAAUGGAAGGAGGAAAGUGAGGAUUCAGAGGAGAAGGAGCAUUCUUUACCUCGGAGCGCUUGUCUCUGGGAAGGAGAGGGAGGGGGGAACAUCUGGCCACGGCAACGGGCGAAGCUGAAAAAAAAGAGAUGGAACGGAAAAGAGGAGGAAAACGAGCAAAUAGAACACUCACAGUGGAAGAAGAUGAUGUGGGAGAGACGGAGAGAAAAGGAGAAGAGGAAAAGAAAGUCAAAGAAGAGUGAGGACUGGCCUCAGAUAAAGACGGAGGAGGAGGAAGAGCACAUAGGGAAGACGUGGCCCCCACAGCUCCUGUUGGAUGGAGGAGGCGGAGCCUCAGGGCUACUAAACGGGACACAUGUCCAGUUGAACGUGACUCUGGACAGCAGCCACCUGUCUCCCAGCCUCAUCUCUGACUCCGUCCUCCCCUGUCUGCCUGUACCCCCGCCUCAGGACGGUCCGGUCUUCCAUAUUUGCAACGGCCUCACCUUCCUUCCUCCCCCUCCCCCUCCUCCUCCUCCUCCUCUUCCUCUUCCUCUUCCUCCUCCUGGUGAACAAACACAGCCGAAAGAGGAGGAGGAGGCUGUGGAGAUCGAGCUGUACGGGAGGAACGGAGCAGCUGCAGAUGUAAUGCCGGAGCUGACGGAGCUGACGGAGCUGACGGAGGUGGACGAGGAACACGAGGAAGACGAGGAAGACGAGGAGGCGGGAGCAUGCAGCAAAGGAGUGUCUGACAAAGGAAAGUUCUUCCAAGUGGAGGUGGAGCUGCCAGCCUCCAACUCUGACGAGGAAACGCUGACGGCACCUUCCCCGAUGCCUUCAGACUUCACUGAAGUCAGCACAGCCAAUGUGACGGAUAAUGUCACAGCAUCUGACUCCACCUACAAACCAGCAGAGUUUAAUUCAUUGAGCUUGGGGUCAUUCAGCUUGUUUGGAGCCGAGGCCAGUGAAGAUGCUGAAGCUGAGCAGGGCUUGCAGCGCCUGCUGCGCCUGCUGCGGGCGCUGAGGAGGACGGUGCUGCCGGCUCAUUGGGUGCCGGUUCUGGCUGAUGGACCGGUGCUGCAGCUCCUGCAGUGCUCCAGGCUGUCCUCCAUGUCCGACACCAUCGUCCACAUCCUCCCCGACGGCUCCUUCUACAUUAGCGUCCAGAACCACACGCUGCUGAAGACGCACAGAGUCUACAAGGAGCACACGGACCAGAUCACACACCUGAGCCAGUUGGUGUCUCUGCUCCUCCAUCUUGAGCAUCUGAGCGUCUGCAGCGGCUCCAAGGUUCGAUGCCGGGUAAGGUCACCGCGCUGCCACCUGCUGGUGGCCCUGCCCUGGUACACCUGUCUGCCCUGCCUUCUGGAGGAGGAGGAGGAAGAAGGGGAAGAGGAAGAAGAAGGGGAGGAGGAGGAGGAUGUAGAUGUAGCCACAGAAAAUGGAGCAUCAUGAUGGAGGAAGUUCAUGUUGACUUCAGGACAGAAGCUUGUUGAAUUCACUGGAUACGUUAUUUUUUUAAAGCUCAGUUUUGAUAAGCUUCAUAAAGAUUAGCGACGGGAGCAGAACCACUGGAUGAAAGUUUGUCUCCAUCCACGGGCCGGACCUGCUGCUGACGGACCUGCUGCUGAUCUCCUGCUGCUAAAAAUGCUGUGCUGAUCUUUGGGGACGACCCAGCAAGUCUCAUAUGUCUUUGUCUUAUGCAUAGACUGUAAAAAACUACUGUCUAAAGACGUUGCCCAUGCAGCUCCCAGGUCCACUGGGCCUCCUUUCAACACUGGCAGAACUGUUUUCAUUGUUAGGUGGUGACGUCAGAAAUUCUUGGACAGAUUUCAGUUACAUGAAACAUUAGAUAUCAAUAUAGGUUAGCAUCAGCCAAGCUAGCCAUGCUGAAAUACAGUGAGGUUUAACCAGACAGCAUCCAGUCCUGCUCGUUCUCCCCACAAGCCCAGGUAGGGUGGAGUCAGUUCCUACCAGUAGUGCAGUAAGGGAAAUAAGCAGGAAAGGUGGGUGACGUCGCAGAAGGUUUUGUCCAGUUCUUCUACAGCACAUGUGUUGGACUCCAGUCCUCGAGGACCCCAGUUUGACACCCCUGGUCUACAGUCUGUGAUAUGCUGACCUCAUGUGGUCUGACCCGGUAAUUCAGAAAAAAAAAAGAGGGCAGAAAAUCUGUUUUACAGAAGAAAACAUAGCUUUUCUAUUUUGUCUUCAAAGUGAGUGUACUACACAUCAGAGGUCACCGUAGGUGUUAAAACACUCGUCUUCGUCAGAAAAGUGCCUCCUUCAUCACCUCCAUCACCUCUUUCACUCGGACAGGUGAAGCCACACCCACGUCUGUUAAAGCUGGAAGCGGUGGGACAUGUUUAUUUUUUUACCUCAUCGAUAGGUUUUACAGCAGCAGGACUGUGAGUAACGGAUUCUCCAUCCAGAUGUUUCUACCUCAGCGUGUUCGUCACGUGCAGCUCUGAACUCCUCAUCACUGCCUCCCGUCUUCCACUGCGUACAGUCCAGUCCUGGUGUCGCUUGAUUCCCGCGUCGGGUCCGUAGAGGCAGGGAAAGCCAAGCCUUGACGUGCCGACAGUCAGAAACUGGGGGCGGACGGUGAUGAAGAGUUUUCUUCAUGGUUCCUGUGAAAUCUUUGAUUUUAUGAUGAAGACUUUCUGGAUAUUUGUAGUUUAUAGUUUUGAUACUUUUAUAAAGAGUUUUUUAA